AUGUCUUGGGACGACUCGGGGGCAGACCCCUCAAAUAACUGGGGAAGCGGCGCUGAAGACGCCUGGAAAGGAGAUAACUCUGGAUCAGGAGGCAAAUGGAAUAACGACAACGAUGGCAACUUCGAGCAAGACCCCGAAAGCCGCUCGAAACAUGCAGAUGGCUUUGAGGCCAGUGGUGGAGACGGUGAGGGCUGCCCUACCACUCUAUUGACGCUUGGUACCCUAGCUGCGGUCAAUCCGGUCAUUUUGCUCGCGAAUGCCCCGAACCUCGUAAGCUUAGCGGCGAAUGUUUCAACUGCGGCGAAACCGGCCAUAAUAAAGCCGAUUGCCCGAAUCCGAGGGUCUUCAAAGGAACCUGUCGUAUUUGCGAGAAAGAAGGACACCCUGCCUCUGAAUGCCCUGAUAAACCGGCUGACCAGUGCAAGAACUGUCGUCAAGAAGGUUUGGAAGCCCGGACAUGCAGAGCUGCCAAGACGCCCAGACAAAGCUAACGACAAGUUAUCUAUGUCAGGUCAUAAGACGAUCGAUUGCAAGAAUAAUCGUUUCCUUGAUUAUACCGGCAUCGAAACAAAGUCGCCCGAGGAGUCUUGGAAGGGACUCCAGGAAGCUGAUGCCACCGGCGAUUUAGAUGAUGUCCGUGAUGCGCUCCGGGUUUAUUACAAAGCGGUCCCCCUCUCAUCGUAUGCGGAGAUUGAGCAGGCGUUCCGUGACCAUCAUUUUGCUACUUACUUGAUUGCGCGUGAGAAAUCCAUCAAUGAUAGUCAGACCAUCAUGGAUCUGCAGGGCAAAUUAGGCUGCAAAUACGAAGUCGGGUUGUAUCUGAGCCCUAAAGUCCGUCGCAAGGCUGCCGCUGAAGGGUGGCCACCCACUCCUGAGGAAAACAAGGAACGGCUUCUGGACGCCGGUAUUGUGGUCGAUCGCCUGGUUCCAAUCUGUGACCGGUGUCGCGAAGCCGGCCACGUCUCGAAAUUUUGCAAAGAAGAAAAGCCUGCCUCGGAGAGACCCAUCGUAAAGUGUGCUAACUGUCACGAAGAGGGACACAGAGUGCGCGAUUGUCCUCAGGAGCGAGUCGAUCAAUUUGCCUGCCGCAACUGCAAGCAACCUGGUCAUAAUGCCGCUGAGUGUCCUGAGCCACGUUCCGCUGAGGGAGUCGAAUGCAAGAAUUGUAAUGAAAAAACCCGAGAGAGGAAGCAGGGCUUGCCGAAAUUGCGGGUUAGUAUUGCCCACCAGAUCAGAGUGUUCGCAGCCGCUAAUCGUCUCAGUGAGGAGGGUCAUAUGGCCAGGGACUGCGAUAAGCCUAGAAAUCCUGAUACCGUCCAGUGUCGUAAUUGUGAUCAGACUAAGGAGAUUCAGUGGGCCACUUCUCUAGAGAUUGCCCUGAACCCAAAGAUUGGAGCAAGGUCCAGUGCAACAAUUGCGGCGAGAUGGGUCACACCAUCAAACGUUGUCCUACAGCCCCUACUGAACCCGCGAACGAUGAGAUUGAUGUCGGAGACUCUGGUCCUGCCCCCGCCGGAUGGGAGAGUCCGCCUGCUGCUCCUCAAGGUAACUGGGACCAGGGCGGUGCAAGUGCCGAAGCCUGGUAAACCUGUGAAAACCGGCAGCUCCCACGCAAUGAGUCCAUCUAUCACCCCCAUCUUGAGGGAGAUUCGAGCCAUGUUCGAAUUGAUAGAUUGGACUCAUAUCGUGCCAACACUCGAUUAAAUUUCUUCGAGUUGUUCAUUUUUCUGUUAUUCUCGCGCAGUUGUUGUUAGAGAGUCUAGUCAGCUGGAUGUCUUUCAGCAUUUGAUGAAUUUCGGCCGUAGCUCCACCGCAAGUCAUCGCUAGCUCUAAACAAUAAAGAAAAAUUUCUUAAUUGCGUUCUAAUUGCUGCGUAGCAAUCCUC
Molecule: messenger RNA, 1885 nt
Organism: Xylona heveae TC161
Lineage: Eukaryota; Fungi; Ascomycota; Xylonomycetes; Xylonales; Xylonaceae
Exons: 11
Coding region: 1-1704 (567 amino acids)
Molecular function (GO): nucleic acid binding; zinc ion binding
Source: RefSeq, a predicted model, not a curated record